AUGUACACCAACCAAACCCAAUCUCCACCCUCCCAACCCAAACACGAACCUUCGGACUCUACGCCUACUAAACCCGACAGCUUAGACCCCGCAACCUCUUCCACCUCUAAAUCCAAACCCCAGGAAGACAGGAAAACGGCAAAGAGGCCCAGAGAACAAUAUAGCUGUGUCGAAUGUUUCCGUCGUAAACAAAAGUGCGAUCGUCGAUUUCCCUGUAACAAUUGCAUCAAACGGAGGCUGCCCGAACGAUGUGUUCCUCCACCUAGUGUUAGAGGGGGUCCGGAGUCUCCUACUCCUUCCGAUAGCGGGAUGGUUUCGCAUAGGCCUAGUGUCACGAGGACUACUUCGGAGGUGCAACUGACGGCUGGGGCGGGCGGGUUCAAGAGACAGAGGACCGAAGAUGUGGAUUCUUGCGACGAGAGGAAAAUCGAUCAUCUUGCCCGCACCACUUCGAGGAUUGCGAGGUUGGAGAGGAUUUUGGCGUUGAAUGAUGCAUCUUAUCUCGAACAGCGUUUAGCAUUGGCUGAAAAAGCGGUGAAAUUGCGGCUGGGUGAGGAAGCGCGCGGUUCGACGAGGGAUGCUGAUGCGACGGGCGAUGCUUAUUCGAGAAGAUCAAGCUAUGUCCCUGAAGAAAACGAGGGUGUGGGGCAUGCAGAUGGGCAUUUGGAUGAUAAUGAUGGCUUCCUGGGAACGUCGGCGUUGGAGGCUGUACCGUUGCAGUUGAAGAAUGGUCUAGCAAAGGCCGGGGUUGCUGGGGAUGUGGCUCCACAGGCAUUGCUCAGCUACAUCCAUCCCAACCCUACAAGAAGAGGGUUUCCAAUCCCCUCCGCAGAUGUGCAAGCGAUCAGAGCAACUCUACCCUCACGAGAUCAGUGCGAGAGGUACUUUGACGCCUACUUCGCACAUUACAACUGGGCGAGGCUGCCUCUGCACGAAGCAACGCUACGCGAUCGAUUCCGGCAAUUCGUGGCGGGAGUACCCAGUCCGAGCGAUGUUAGAAUGGAUGCGGAAACCCUCCCCUUCGUUGCUCUGGUGUUAGCGGUGAUGACGCUGGGAAGUGUCCCACCGAUCGUACAACCUCUUUCUUCUGCCACGUCACACGCCUUUUUCUGGGCAACGAAAAAGGCGUUGGUCUUGUGCGAAACGUUAGGUCUGGCAAGUCUGGAUUCUUGCUGGGCCCACGGAGUACUCGUUAGGUAUCUCGAUGUCAUCAGGGUCACAAGGGCAAGUUGGCACGAGAUUGGAAGUUGGAUUCGUGAUGCACUCGAUUUAGGGCUGCACAGAGAUGGAAGCUCUUUUGGAUUGCCCAAAGAACAAGUUGCGGCGAGAAGGAUCCUCUGGAGUCAUGUGAUACAUAAUGAUCGCGAAUGGAGUAUCAUUUUGGGCAGGCCAUUGACGAUUACGUUUUACACUACCGAAAUGCCGACACGGGAGGACCUGGAACCGUUGGGUUUCGCCUGUCAGACUUAUUUGCUGGCGAGGAACAGGUUUACGGCGUGUUUGGAGAGCAUUACGCAUUGUUUCGAGGAGAGAUCCCAGAGUAGAGGUCCAUCAGGCAGGACGUCGAGAGCGUACUAUAGAGUGUUGGAGGUGGAAGAUAUGAUUGCUGAAUUCGUCGAUUCGCUUCCGCCCUACCUGGCGCCUAAUUGGUCGAGUAGUGGCAAGAGUAAGACGGAUACGAGUCUGGAUCAGGACCAUCCCUUGCUGCCAUUCUAUAGGUACUUGAUUCUGGGAGAAGUGUGCUUCUACCGCUCGCUGCUGCACCGGCCUUACUUGUUGAGGCCUGCGUCGAACGGCAAGCAUCCCUUCCCGGAAUCGCGACGAGUAUGCGUAGAGAUGGCCCUGAACGAUCUUCGGUUACGAAAAGAAUACGCAAGGAUACUCAGCAAGGAACAAUUGGCACAGUCGUUCGGUGGAGCCUACGCCCUUUUCAACUCUGCGAUCGUUGUCGGGAUGUCGCUCUUAAUUGGGUUCAGUUUAGGGGAGAGGAUAGAUACAGUGGAUCUCAACGAAAGGAUUGGAUAUUUGCAGAACUUUAUUACUCAACUGAGGCGAAAUUUCGAUGCAGGCAAUGUGGAUGCUUCGGCGGAGAGAGAACAGAUGGUGAUCGAGGUGCUAGUCUCGAGACUCGAGCCAUUCUUGCCGAGAGAUUUAGCAAAGAGAAGCAAAGGAGAGUUGGCAGCGGCAAAGGGUAGUAUGCGGGCAACAAUCAUGGCCGAUCCUGCGGUAAGGAAGGCUGCUAGGGUGGAGCAGGAGAAACAGGCGGUGGAUAGUUUGAGGAUGUUAAGUAGUAGUUUACCUGGAACGCCCGUGAUGUCGGGGAACAGCGCUAUGAUUCAGGGCAUGGGUGCGGGGCUCGCUAGUCCUUCGAAUAUGGCAGGCGCUGGAGGAUUCGAUGCGCAAACACUCCCCCCAAUGAUGGCUGCUGCUGGAGGUGCGGGAGGUGGUGUAGCAGGCGGAUCAACCAACCCAAUCGACCCUUACGGCUGGUUACUGACUCCAACAGCACUAGAGAGUCCAGAAGCCGCCAAAUCAAACUCAACCAGUACAAGUACCGCUCAUACUCCUGUCAACAUCCCUCCCGACUCAAACACCAACACCAACACAAACACUGGGAAAAUGGGCGCCACUCCAACACCUCACAACCCGCCUGCUGCACCAGCUGCACCACUGCCACAUGCACAUUCUCUCAGCGGCAGGGGGCAAUUUAUGGCUGGUGCUUCUCCAAGCCAAAUUGCAGGUGGAAUGGCUAGGGUAAGUGGUACAGCGGGAGAAGGACAGAUGUUUGAUUGGGAAGGGAUUUUACAAACAAUUGGAAGUGGUUGGACGGGGGAUGGGACGUUGGAGACUGGGAUGGAAAGUUUGUUUGGUUGA
This is a messenger RNA of Ustilago hordei, 2874 nucleotides long. RefSeq lists its product as uncharacterized. The record is from RefSeq and is a predicted model, not a curated record. The transcript has a single exon. Gene Ontology annotation, biological process: regulation of DNA-templated transcription; DNA-templated transcription. Gene Ontology annotation, molecular function: DNA binding; zinc ion binding; DNA-binding transcription factor activity, RNA polymerase II-specific. NCBI's taxonomy places the organism in Eukaryota, Fungi, Basidiomycota, Ustilaginomycetes, Ustilaginales, Ustilaginaceae. The coding region runs from base 1 to 2874 and encodes 957 amino acids.